CCGAUUGACUGUCCGUUGGUAUAUCGACUUAUACCGACAGUCUAUCCAUUGCUGUUGCGGGGUUGUGGUGUAGUGUCCUCUCACACGAUUAAAGACUGGCGGAAGAGGUUCAACGCCAAGUGGCCAUAGCAAUAAGCCAGUAACAGCAAGCGCAAGCGGUGUCUCCAGAGCCUAAUUCCGCAGCUGAUCGUGUAUCUCAGCGGAAAAGCAGCUGCGCUUCCAUAGACGUCCCCAUCGAGACAACGGGAAUCUAGCCCGCGGUUGAAGCGACGGCCCCGUAGCGAUUUCUAGUGGAUGAGAUCCCCAGCGAACACCUUGCGAACUACAGACUGCCAUCAAGAACUUAACAUUCACAGUUGCGUACAGUACCGCCAUACCAACCCAACCAGGCGACGUGUACCACGGGUAGCAAAUUCCGACAGGAUACGCUAGAGUUGGCAUGGAGUAGGUGUGCGAGGGUUGGGAGACGCUUGAACUUGAUAUUCCUGGAGGCAACGGGGAGAGGACACUAGCAGAGGCCAUUUAUGGCUACAUCCUAUGGGAUAAGCGCUACAUUGUCCUAAAGUCGGAUGAUCGAACACCAAGACCGGCAUCUCAGCAUGCCUCUCCAAGGUCGUCAUCUCCGCAAAACUCCCCAAGGGCAGCAUUGUCUCCUCAAGGUUCACCGGAACAUUCUCUAUCACCAUCAUCUCAUGCGCCGAUGAACACUCAAGCAUCACUGUCGCCUCCAUGGUCACCUCCUCCGUCGCCGGCAAAGAAGCAGAAACAGCCGCCGGUAAAGAAGAUAGUUGCACCGGCUAAGGAGCCUCCAAAGAAGAAGGAACAGAAGAAAAAAACCAAGGAGACUCCUAUUAAACCCUGGGACAUGAGUCUUGAAGAAUGUGACCAGAUAACUGCUGAAAGGAUUAAAGAGCACUUCAAACCGAAGCUGAAAAAGCAGCAGGAGAAAGUAAUAAAUCCGGAACAACUGAAAUUUUUAUUGGAAUGUGCGAAGCAAAUAAGAGAAAAUUUAUUCCGAAAGAACCGCCCUCACACUACGACCGCCAAAUUAUGAAGAGUUACGCGAAGAAGCAUAAACAAUCACGGUCGUCGUCAUCCGACGUUCCACAACUCGGAGCCCAAAAGAACCAAACAGUAGAGCCUCUCAUUGUGGAACAGACGACGAAACAAUAAGACUUGAUUACAUUUUUGAAAGAAUCAAACCUCACAGCGGCUCAAGUUGCAGGGGGAGAGGAUAUUCCAAAAGCCCAAGUGAUCGCCAGAUGACAGUUUCAGUUGGGCACAUCUCUUGUCCUCCCCCCCGAAGUCGUGUCUUUGAUGCCAAAGAAAAUGCGAAGGCUACACAACCGAUACAUGAUGUUGAUGUCCCAGUGCGUCUUCAUGAGUGACGCGAAGAUUAAAGAUGAUGACUUGCUUCGGGGCGAGGCUAUCAUAUGAUUAAUUGGGAAGAAGUUUACCAACUAUACCAUCAGGAUGCCCUCGACAUCUCUUUGGUCGGCUUGUGGGUUCUGUAAGUGGGGUUCGUUAUAUUUUAAUCGUUACGUAUUGUAUUGCAUGACCUCAAGCAGCUGAUCCUUUGUUUUGUUUUGUACAAUGUAGAAUGAAGAUUCAAAAUUGCAGGAGGAAAGGGUACUCCGACCUCAGCUUCAUGGACCCAACUACUUGUAAUUGUAGGCUUCUACGAGACAACCCCGACGAGAUAUUCCAAAACUUGUACAAGUACUUCGCCGUCCAGCACGACAAGUUCAAGAUAUUGUUUCCUUACAACUUUGCUGAUCACUGGAUACUACUAGUCAUAAUUCCCGAGUUCAGCUUAGUGAUUGUUAUGGACUCAUUGAGGCGAGAUCCACAACAAUACAAAGACCAUACAGACAUGUUGAAAAGUGUUUGGAAAAAAAUCGUACAAAAUCAUAAAGGUAAUUACAGCCAGACAUUAAAAAUUAAGACAGAUUUUUCGUGUAUGAGGCAGGCACAAGGAACCAAUUUAUGUGCAUACUUGUCAAUGUACAAGCAAGGAACCAAAGAUCUUUUAGUAUAUAUUCAUAUAGAACAUGCACAAGCAAGUUGGUCCUCGGAAGUGCUUAGCAGAAUGGCAGUAAGAAGCCGAGAAGAUGCGCAAUGAACUUAUACGAGAGGAAAUAAUUCUGGCGGUUCAAGAAGUCUUGUGCGGAUUUAUUAAUGAUGAGGUCCUCGACGUAAAUGGCGAAUUCCACUACGACGGCGAGUCGUACAUCACCAAUAAAAGCAAAUAUGAUAACAUUUUGUAAAACUUGUGAGGCAUUUUGUGAAUUUGUAAUUAAGAAUAUAUGUAAAUAUAUGUGUAUAUGUCAAUGCAUUUCUAUUUAUGUGUA
Molecule: messenger RNA, 2351 nt
Organism: Panicum virgatum (switchgrass)
Lineage: Eukaryota; Viridiplantae; Streptophyta; Magnoliopsida; Poales; Poaceae
Exons: 5
Coding region: 1601-2122 (173 amino acids)
Biological process (GO): proteolysis
Molecular function (GO): cysteine-type peptidase activity
Source: RefSeq, a predicted model, not a curated record